Nipponia nippon (crested ibis) is the source of this 3609-nucleotide messenger RNA. The record is from RefSeq and is a predicted model, not a curated record. Lineage: Eukaryota; Metazoa; Chordata; Aves; Pelecaniformes; Threskiornithidae.
AUGCUCGGCGGGGUGCCCAGCGAUUCGGACGAGGUGGACGGUGAGGUGCGGGCGCUGACGGCCAGGGCUUUCCGCAGCCUCUCGGGUCUCCCUGGCGCCCGCCUUGACAUGUGCAGCUCCCACACCUCCUCCAGCCUCUCCAACUCACUGUCGGAGGACGGCGGGCGGCCACGGUGGUGGCCGGCGGCUGGUGGCGAGUCCCGGAGCACAGUGGCAGCCCUCCAUGGCAGGGUGGACUGGUCCUUCCCCACUGGUGUGGACGGGGAGCUGCUGAGCUUGCUGGGGAAGGGGCAGGUUGAGAAGGAGAGGAAGGAGACAGGUUUCGGCCCCUGGGGUGGGGGCCCAGCCCCCCAACCCCUGCCCCCCGCCAGGAAGGAGCCCCCUAGCAAGGGCAGGGCUGUUGGAGAGGACUUCAGGUUCAACUACAAGCAGUUCAUGAAGACGGCCUCCCUGGAUGCCGACACUGGCAAGACCAGGGCAGCCUCUUCCCUGGUGAAAAAUGUCCUCGCCAAGAAAAUGCAGUACGAGCAGAUGAUCAAGAUGGAGCAGAAGGGGCUGCGGGGCAGCUCAACCUCCUCGGGGCUGUCCUCCAUCGGCACCGACCUGCUGGGGGAUGGCUUGGAGGGCAAGUCCAGCUCACUCUCCCGCUCGGACUGCAGCUUCUCAGCCGAGGACCUGCGGGGUGGCGGGAUGCCGGUGGCCGUGGGGGAUGUCACCACCACCCGUCCCACCAAGGGGGUGGUGCUGAGCGAGGAGAUGAGGGAGAGUGUCUGCAAGCUGAAGAAGACCUUCAAUGAACUCAAUGAGAGGAUGAAGUACCAGGAGGUGCUGGAGGGCCAACGGCUGCCUGUUGCCACCGAGGAGCCGGCGACGGAGAGGAUCCGCUACCGGCGAGCACGUGCCUUGUUCGAAGCCCACCCUGGGGCGGGGAAGGCGCUGGAUGUCGCCCCCAGAUUUGACAGAGUGCCGAAGCCAUGGCCCAGCUUGAAGCAGCGAGCCAUCCGCCGCAGCCACCCCCAAAGCCUCCCCUUGGAGGCCAAAUGCCGAGCGUUCCCCACCACGCCGCCCCGGCACCUCUUCACCUCCCAGGCACAGGAGGUGAGGCUGGUGCCGCAGAGCCGGCAGGAGGAGAAGCCUCCAGCGGUGCCCCACAGGCCGCCCAGCCCCGGCACCCCAGCCCGGGAGUCCCUGCCAGCUGCCCCCCCCAAGGCAGAAGAUAAGGGGAAGGGGCGCAUCCCGCAGCCCCGGGACGUGCGCAAGCUGGUGAAGAGCAGCUACAGCCUCUGCUUUGGGACUGCCGGCGCAUCCCGUGGCAGCCACCCCCCUUGUCAUCCACUGCACCUCGGUCUGCCGCCGGGAGCCAGCGAUGGAGCCGGGGGACGGGGAGGUGCUGGCAGCUGCCAGGUCCAGGCCACGCGGAGGGGGGCGGCCACUGCAGAGGGGCCGCCGGCAUCCCCCCCACGCCGGGAGCGGAGUGAGCUCAGGGUGCCGCCACGGGCACCAGUGGCCGAGGGGGUGCCGCACAUGGAGACCCAUCUCCACGUCCUGGUGGGCCGGCGGUCCCCGGCAGCAGCUGGGGAGGGCUCCCCAGCUCAGAGCAGUGCCAUGCUGCGGACGGAGAAGACCGUUCUCCUCCCACCACCGCCGCCGAGUCCCACGGAGGGAAAGGAUGGACGUGGCCAUGGUGGCACUGGGGGCGUCCGCACCACUGAGGGGCCUGAGUCAAUGGUGCAGCGGCAUGGCGGCAGGGACGGCGGGGACCCCCAAGCCGGACCCCCGGCCAGCAGCGGUGUGCACCCACAGCCUGGGAAACCAGCAGAGAGAAGCACACCGAAGCCACCCACGAGCGAGCAGGUGUCGGCAGGGAGCAGCAGCUCUGCGGACAGCACCAGCCCCACCACCCCAUUUCAAGCCGGGGAAGCCAGCAAAGUUCCCUCUGGCCAGUUGCCAGAGUGGAGGGAGGCCUGGGAACAUUUACCGAAGUGGCCAGCAGCCACCGAGCCGUACCUUCCUGCUUCCCCAGCAGAGAAUUCCAACUACUUAGCAAUUCCUGUGAAAGCCCCCAAAUCCUCUCUGAUGCCAAAGCUGCCCUCGGUCCCCAAGCCAGACAGCGCAUCCUUUGGGACCCCUGUGGUCCCCAAGCCAGACAGCGCAUCCUUUGGGACCCCCGUGGUCCCCAAGCCAGUCAGCACAUCCUUUGGGACCCCCUUAGUCCCCAAUCUGGCCAGCACAUCCUUUGGGAUUCCUUUAGUCCCCAACCCAGCCAGCACAUCCUUUGGGACCCCCUUGGUCUCUAAUCCAGCCACCACAUCCUUUGGAACCCCCAUGGUCCCCAGCCUGGCCAGCACAUCCUUUGGGACCCCCUCAGUCCCCAAGCCAGCCAGUGCCUCCUUUGGGACCCCCACGAUCCCCAACAUGGCCAACUCAUCUUUUGGCUACCCAUCAGCCUCCAGCCUGGCCAGCACAUCAUUUGGGGCUCCCUUGGUCUCCAACCAACUCCAACCUCCAACCAACAAGUCUUUUGGAACCCCUUUGAUCCCCUACGCAGCUAGUGCAUCCUUCGGGACCCCCUUGGUCCCCAAUCUGUGUGGUGCACCCUUUGGGACCCCUUUGGUCCCUAACUCAGCCAAUGCAUCCUUCGGAACCCCCUUGGUCCCCAAUCCAUCCAGCGCAUCGUUUGGGACCCCCUCAGUCCCUAAUCCGGCCAACUCAUCACUUGGGAUCCCCCUAGUCCCCAACCCAGCCAGCUCAUCUUUUGGGUCCCCAUUGGUCACCAACCCUGUCCCUGCUUCCCUUGGGCGCCCAUCAGUCUCCAACAUGGCCAGCUCAUCCUUUGGCUCCCCUUUGGCCCCCAACCCAGCCAGCGCUCCACUGGGGACCGGUAUGUCCCCCCUGGCCAGUGGGGAAGCACCCUGGAGCAAACCCAGCCCUGAGUGCCCCCUGCCGCAGCCUACUGAGGGCCUGGCCGCUGGGGAGCGCCUGGUGCCACUGCCCCCAGCCCAGCCCCAGCCUCGCCCCGAGGACGCUCCCCACUUCCUAAGGAGGACUGAUGGCGCCUCACCGAGCAGUAAGAGCACACCGAGUCCCACCAAGCCCUCUGCUCCCCACCUGCCCGUGCACCGGAGGUUGCUCGUCGAUCCCGACAGUGGGAAAUGCUACUACAUGGAGCCACCGCGGCAGCCACAGCUGAAAACACUCUACGACCCCGAGACAGGGCAGUACCUGGAGGUGCUCAUCCCGCCGGUGGCAUCACACGCUGGGCUCUACCAGGCUCCUUUCAACCCCCUGGUCAUGGCCCCAGGGGUCUAUGCUCCCCCCUAUGUGCCCUACGGCACCUUCCCAGGGCUCCCGGCACCACCGCCGCCUGCCGCCCCCUCCCCGGCACACCCUGACCUGCCAGCUGCUGAAAACCCAGGCUUCCCUGGGACCUUCAGCCCUGCUCCCAAGGGCGAGGGGCCACCCGCUGCCGGGGGUCCUGACUGCGGAUACCUGGAGAGCCUGUACUACAUCCCCACGGGGAUGCGGGCCAGCCCCGGCCCCAGCCCCGGCCAGCCCCCUGCCCGCACCAGCCCUGCCGGGCCCGAGAAGGGACCGCUGCUCCAGAUGUGA